This is a messenger RNA of Schistocerca americana (American grasshopper), 1858 nucleotides long. RefSeq lists its product as uncharacterized. The transcript has 4 exons. Gene Ontology annotation, cellular component: cilium. Gene Ontology annotation, molecular function: calmodulin binding. The coding region runs from base 82 to 714 and encodes 210 amino acids. Gene Ontology annotation, biological process: cilium assembly. The record is from RefSeq and is a predicted model, not a curated record. Lineage: Eukaryota; Metazoa; Arthropoda; Insecta; Orthoptera; Acrididae.
GUCGCUGUGAACGAAUGAACUCUUUAACAAACCUACAAAAAAUUUGAUGUAUUUCGAAAUCUCACAAGCGAUGCAGUUAAUAUGGAAAUGAUCGAAAAUUACAUUUUAAGAUACAAGAGUGCAAAGAAAAUACAAUCGGUAUGGAGGGGUUACUCCACCCGAAAGCACUUUCCUCACAUAAGACGUGAACUAGAGCGAGAGAAGGCUGCCAUCAAAAUCCAGCGAGCAGUUCGUGAGUGGCUGUACUACCGCACAGUCACUUCAGCAGGGGAGCCCGACCCACACAUCUGGCGCAUCACCGAGAAGGAUCUGGAGAGGCUUGAGGAGGAGGUUGCACAGUGGCAGGAAGAAUGUGACAGCUCUCAGCUCCCCAGCCCUGACGAGCUGCAGCAAGUUUGUCAGCAGGUGCGACAGAAGCUCGCUCACUUCCAGUCGAGCUUCCUGAAGAACAGAAGCCUCCUUCACUCACUUCAGCACAGGGUGCACCUCUUGCAGGAGGUGCAGUCUGUCCUAAUUGCGCUGCCUAACCUGGAAGACAGCAGUGAUCUGGAUCUGUCAUUCUUCCGGAGAGUACCCCGACAAGCCGCUGUGUAUGCGAGACUUCGGCACCGGUUCUCAUUUCUAAUGCUGGACCAACCGUGCGAUGAAGAACUUCCCAGCACACCUGUAGACACUGCUGAUGCAGCGGACGGUACUGCUACACCACAGCAGUAAUCACUGUACUGCCACAGUACUGUUAGCAGUUCUGUGGCAUUUGUACAUUUUCAUUUGGUUUAUGCUCACCCAGAGGACACAAUAAUGUUUGCUGCAUGUGGUAAACACCUUUUCUCAAGAUGGGGUCAGGAGAGAGAGAGAGAGAGAGAGAGAGAGAGAGAGAGAUUUUCAACAUGUAUAUCACUAAAAUGAUCCUACAUUCAUCCCCGCUCCAUGUAUAUACUUUCCUUAGUCCACCACAUGCCCACAAUGCUACCAGGCAGCGGAAAAUGUGUAAAUUGACAUAUUUUGUAUAUGUGAUGUGGCAUAAUGUUCUGGGGUAAAUCAUCUUUAAGAAAGAAAAUCUUCACUGCUCAGAAACAUGCUGUAAGAAUAUUAUGUGGUCCUCAACUAUGCUCAUCUUGUAGGUAAUUGUUUAAGGAGUAGAGCAUUCUGGCUACUGCUUCACAGUAUAUUUAUUCUCUAAUGAAGUUUGUUGUAACUAAUCCACAAUGCUGCAACAAGAAUUUUUGAUCACUUACCCUGUGAUAUAAAAUGUCUGACAGUCAUCAAAGUAAAAUUUGAAAACAAACUGAAAACUUUUCUGCUUGACAACUCUUUCUAUUCCAUAGAAAAAUUUCUGUUAUUGCAAUGUAUAAACAGAGAGGGGUAGGAACUACUAACUCACAUCUGUAUAUUAAAAAUAAAUAAAAUAAAACAAACUUGUAAAUGUUUAGCAUGUAGCCACAUUUACAAAUGAAUUAGUGAUGUGAGUGUAAAAUGACUUGUUUCAUAUCAUUAUGGUUUAUUGUGCAAAAUGAUCCAUGGAAUAUGAAAAUAACUAACCAGGUGGCAUUCAAUCUCAUGAUGGGCAGUAGUCUAAUGCCUUGCCACAUCAGUGCACAUGAAGAUGGUAGACUCUAUCCCUAACAGGACGUAAAGUAAUCUCAAAGGAAUAUGGGAGACACUAAGACACUGCACACCAUAUAUCCACCAGUUGACAACCAGUAGCAUGCCCAGUUACUGCUACUGUCCAUCCAUUCAGCAUGUUUGUUGUUGUUGGUGCAGCUCUCUAUGCUACUCUAUCCUGUGCAAACCUCUUCAUCUCUGACUAACUACUGCAACCUACAUCCUUCUGAAUCUGCUUACUGUAUUCGUCUCCUAG